UAUCGAAAUAAAAACCUUGCGAGUAAAAUCUUACGAAUAUUGAAAGCAUUCUUUAGGAUCGAAAUUGAAUAUAUUUUGUGUCUUCACGCGAUGUUAUUUUUGACUAACGCUGUUGUUUUUUCUGCUUAUAUUUGGUUAUUUUUGGAUUUGUGAUGGGAUAAAUACGUAGUUUUGGCGGUAAAGAUGCAACAAGGCGGAUGCAAUGUGCAGCGCGCAAGCUGCGCAUACCGUCCGAGUUGCGUACAAGAGCGACAUUCAAUUAUUGAAUAACUUUUUGUAAUAUUAUGCCGAAGCGUAGCUGUUAUCACUUCCGCCCCUUAUCAUUUGAGUAUUGUUUAUUGUAAGACAAUGUGCUUCAGUGCAGGAUUCUAUCACAGAAGGGAUUGCAUUUCAAGAAUGGGGCGCAGACUCCAUGUCAGUGGACAGCAACGAGGCGGGCGAAGGCGUGGAGGGCGUGGCGCUGUGGCCUCCAGCUCUACACUUCGGGCGCUCCGCCCUAGCAGAACCACAUACACAAUUGGUUACGUUAACGAAUAUGGCAAACACAACGUUGCAUCUCGCAUCUGUGGCGGGGACUACGCCAGACUUCCACGCAUCGUUCUUUGAUUCCAAGUCAAUACCACCUCAGGGCAAUACAAGUUUCAGCGUGGUGUAUCUGGGACGACGGGAGGGUCUCGUCACAGCUCACCUUUACAUUCAUACAUCGCUUGGAGUACACAAAUAUCCUGUGUCAGCGAUAGGCGUGGCCAGUGAAUAUGACGUUUGGCCACUUGUUGGAUUGCGUGUGCCUCACAAUGCAUCUGUCGAACCGGAGCUCACCUUAUAUAAUCCCACCGACAAAACUAUACAGGUGAGUGAAGUGUAUUCGUCUGGCGGAUGGCUAGGCCUUCGCCUCGCUAGUGGGGAGUCCCGAGCCCCUCGCGAUAUCUGGACCAUCCCUCCCAGGGAACGGCGGGCCCUCGUCCGAUUAAGGAUUUCUCCUACUCACAAACAGCCCUUGGCUGCGUAUGUGCGGAUCAAGGCGAACAUCCCGGGCGGUGGUUUAGUGGUGUGCGUGGAAGCCCGUAGUGCACCACCCGGAGAACACACGAGACCGCUGCAUUUGAGGCUUCGCCCGCGGGGCUCCAAGGACCCGGAGCAUUCGGUGUUCGUGGAAGCGGCGAACAGUGCAGCAUCUGGCGUGAGGCUAGACGCAGCUCUAGACGCGGCCAGCUGCUGGAGAACCGCCCCAGCACCUCCGCCGCCUUGUGCGCAUGCGCAUGUCGCUAAUGGUGGAGCAGACGUCCAUAGUGGAGCACAUUUGACGGUGCUCAAGUCACAUUUGGAGCCGUUUGAGGACUUCAGUCGAGUCGCAAAACUCACAUUUAACUAUGCAGAGCUUUGGGCGUUGUCCCGCCAGAAGGUGGAUGAGCAAAGCAACGGCGAGAGCAAAGAGGGCGUGGCCUGGUGCGGAGGCUGCGUGCGUCUGGGAAAGGCCUCCGUGCCCUACAGCCUCACGCUCUUGCCCGGGACGCUCGCCUUUCAACCGGAUACGCUCGAUAUAAUAACGUCUGAUGAGAAGUCAGCGUUCAAAGAGCGUGAGGUCUACGCCCACAAUCAGUUUGAGGCGCCGCUUCGCAUUACUGCGGUGCAUCUCCCUGACGAGGUGUUGCCAUUUUUCGAGGUUAAAGAAAACACGCCCUUGUUACUAAACCCGGGUGCGUUGGGCUCACUCCUCACGCUGCGUCUCCAUACGUUGCCAGAUACGAUUGACACGCGUAUAACAGUACACACGAAUCUCUCGCAGUACCAUAUACCGCUGCGGCUUUAUAAUGGCAGUUUUUCAUUUGAAUGGGAUUGGCCUAAUUCGGACGCAAAUUUGGAUUUGGGCGUGGUCGGGACGUCGACGACAUGGCGCGUAGGCCUGCGGCUGCGCAACCGCGCCUGCGUUGAACUUUGCGUCACCGGCCUAAGUGCAACGUUGCCGGGGGCCUCUGCCACGCUCACUAAUGCUGUGCCGCAAUGCGUCUCGCCCUACGGCUGGUCGAAAGCCUGGCUGCGUGUGGUAGCACCAGCCCGAGAAGGCGUGGUAGUGGGAUCCAUUCGUGCGCAAACAGCGUACGCGUUCACGCACGCGACGCUAACGUUACGAGCGCACAGCGGACGACUUGCGGCCAUAUCGCCGGUGUUGCCAGCUGCCGCACCUUACGCGGGUUCGGUGGCGCCACUUGUGGUAGACAGCACAAUGUCAGUUUGGAUGAAGGUGACAGGGGUGUCAUACGUCGACACACACACACAGGAGGCACUCAAAUUUGUCCCACUGGACAGUACAGAGGUGGGUCCAGGUCGACAUACAGUGGGGCACAUUCAUUAUGAACCCGAGAAACUGUGUGAACCCAAUUGCUAUACGGGACUGCCUCUGGACUCUUCGGCUGGUCUUUUGUGGCUGGAGCGAUCCAAGGGAAACAACUGGGCGGACACAAUCCGUGCGGACAUACACGCGUUGCAGACACGCCUGGAACAAUUUGGGAAUAGUUUGACGCAAACAAAUUACUCUAUAUAUCUACAUACGACACAGGUGAUUCAAACACCUAUCGACGUAAUGAUAGAACACACGUGGCCACGCCUUAUCGUAAGCAGUGGUGUGGUCGACCCCAAUGCGACAAGCUCCCUCAAAAAUGGGGAAAGUGGGGCAAAUGGUGCAAGUGAGGCUAAGGAGUUGGGGGGCGUGGGUCUGGUCCCUGUUGGGGGGCGUGGGCUUGUGUGGCUGCGCGUGCGCAAUCCUUCGAGUAAACCGAUUUUGGUACAGCCCGUCCUGGCCCCGACGGUGACUGACGGAUUGCCUAAAGAGGCGGGCGGUGAAUCGGGCUGGUGUAAAUCCACCUCCUGCGUCUGGUCGGACUCAUUCUCAAUAGAGGAGUGGAGGGGGGUGACGGGGGAGGCGAGGGCGUGGGAGGGGGACGUAGUGUGGCUCGAGCCGCGGGCGGAGGUAGACGUGCGUGUGAACUUUACGCCCAAGCAGGCUGCGAGUUUGACUACGUAUUUGUAUUUAAGAAAUAAUUUGACGAUAUUAGAAGGAGUACAAUUGAAUGGCGUUGGAGCGGUACCAAGCUUCGAUUUGGGCGGAAGACGACCUGGGCCAUCCUCAAUAUUUCAUUUUGAGGUGGAAGAGUGUGUGUCGAGCACACGUUCCGCGGUAGUCCGACGACGCAUAGUUGCUCGUAAUACUGGUAGAGUUUCCAUCCACCUACACGGGUGGGACAUUUCCCGCCAAGGGUGCCGCGGACGGGGCUUCCGCGUCUACCCCUGCGCCCCCUUAACCCUCGCCCCCAAUCAGACCGCCCCCAUACACCUCGCCUUCACCCCGGACUACACCCUCUCCCGCCAGUCCGCGAAGCUCCGGCUCCUUUCCGACCUAGGUCCGGUCGAGUACACCCUACUGGCCACCGUUCCCGUCAAACUCCUGACCCGCUGCGCCCCCACGUUCCCGAAACACCCAUGGGACGCCCCCAUCCGAAACUUCGUCAAUACUCUCACAUUUAUAAUACUCGCCGUUCUCCUAUUCACCGCCGUGUAUGACUCCGAGAGACUCUUACGCAGAGCGAGAUCCACCCGAGCGCCAUCUAUCCGUCCCCCCUUAGAUCUACGAGAAAUCGCGGCGACCACCACGGUCACCCAACCGCCGCCCCCCAGAGCGCCUCCGUCGAGGCGAAAGCGCCCCACGAGGAGAACGGACCCACGCGCAGAAAGAAUUGCCUUCGAAAGAUGGCGCACGGAAGUUCUGAGACGCACGGACGACGAUUCCUCCCGAUCCAGUGAGGAUCUGGAGGAGAAAGAGGACAAAGAGAAGAAAGAAGAGGUGGUCGAAAAGGAGCCAGAGAAACCAGAGGAGAUAGAGGCGUCCAGCGCGUCUGACGAGUCCACUCAGGUGGACGAGCACGACAACGAUGAAGCUUAUACGGCAGAUGCGGAGUUGGACGCGCGCGAUUCACCCGAAGAAACCAUAGUGGAGCCAAAAAUAAGCCCCAUUAGGACGCAAUCUCCCCCCAAGGUUCAAGUUACCCGACGCUCCCCUAACAAUCGCCGGGAGAGGCGAAACGACGAGACUGUCAGGAAGAACACUCGACCACAUGUGAGGAAGGAGAAACGCCGAGUGCAGAGGGCUGCGACCCCCCCGAGGUCCGUCACCGUGAAGGAGAACGUUGAACCGGGGGAGAUUGGGGAAAGCAGGGGCAAUGUCCGUUGGGGGGCUUCGUGGAGUUCGGUCGUCGCGGGACCCCCGCUCGCCCCCAUCGGCUCGGACGUCCGGAGGCGGGAGAAUAAUACAGACAACUCCCUGUUCUAUUAUAAUGGGGCACCGGAGCCGCCGAGGCCGGAGCCCGAGUUCCCCUGGAGGCCUGCGAUUGGAACACCUGAGAGGUUGCCAUUUACGCCGUCCACUUCCACUAGAGAUUUCCUUGACGAGACCCCAACAUACAACAAUAUUGGGUCCGUAUGGGGGGCAAACAAUGCUUGGUGUUGGGGUGGCGCCCCCAUGCGUCCGCCCCCCGGCUUCGCCCAACAGGCCCCUCGACCUUAUGACCCGUUCCGCUCUUUGGCUUCCAUCUGGGCCCCUGCCCCCCACGAUUGGCACAUCAAUCCCCCCAACGAUGAUGAGCAGAACAACUAAAUUAUCGUUUAUAGUCAGUUAUAUCUAAGUAACUUGAAACUAACUAAAAUGUUUAAACUAAACCUUUGCAUAAACUUAAAGGGUAAUCGCAUUAUUGAUUGUACCCUAAAAAUAAAUCGUGCCCCAAAUAUAAAGAAAAAAAUACUAAUAUUAGAAAUGAUAAAACCCCAUUCAACCCCAUUACACAGAUUAUGCAAAAAAAAAGUCCAAGCUGUCAAAACUUAUUUUGACGUUACUAAGAUAUUAACUGCUAUAUACGAUAUUACGGUUAUACGGCAAUGUAAGAUAAAUGUAAUUUUUAAGAUAAGUAAAAAGGAAACGCAACCACUUUUUAAAUUGCCAUUAUAAUCGUGUACUUGUAAAAUAUAGCUUUAUUUGUGGUUAAAUCCAGAGAAAAUUGAUCACUGGUUGGUCAUAGACAAUACGUCAACAGAUAGAUUACAGAACUGUAUGUCAAAAUUUGUUUAAGAAAGACAUUUUGGCAAACAAAGCAUCGUUAAGUCGAUCCAUUCCAGCUGUCAAAACUUGACAUUGACGUAUUCAAAAGCAUGAAGCUGUCAAGUUUCCGUAAGGUUUUAGUUUCAAGGAAAACGAAGAAAACAAGAGCAAGCUAUAUUUUACAAGGUAAGGUGACCUCGCUUUUACAAUGGACUCUGAUAUUAAAGUUUAUUAAAUGUUGUAACAGAAGAUGUGUUUGGUGAUGUCUAGUCAUGGUUUCACAUCACCGGGCCAUUAUCAAAUGUGAACAAACCGAUGUAAUGUCCGUUCUCGAAUGAAGUUUGACAAUUGACUAAUGGAAAUUGGCGGGAAAUUACGGAUUGGGAAAUAAAAACUCAUGUUUGAAAUAUUUUUACCGAUAAAUCGAAUUGUUAAACGUAUCUCGAAAUUUUACCGCGAAACUUAUUGACAGACAAGAUGGCGGAUUUUGAUCAGCUGUGUAUUUGUCAAGGUAAUGUAAGUUAUUAUUUUUAAAGACGCGAUUUAAUGACUCUCAGAGACAAUUAGUUUGUUAGGCACACGAUAGAUUUCAUUGGUAAGAAUCUUUAAACUUUGUUUUGCUUGUUAAAUAACACUUUUAAUCGGUCAGGUUGAAUAGUUAUUUUUACCGUCUGUUAUAAAUACCAUUCGCAAUUACUACGUGUCGUUUUCUUUAAGAUUCGUAACUUUCUAGUCUUUUAGAUAACUUCUUUCAAGAAACGGACAUAAAAAUACAGUAUGAAAUGACAAGUCAUGUGUAUUUUGUUCCAUAGAUACUGUUUUUGUAAUUGAACAAACUUAUUAUUACAGAUUGUAUGUUACAACUAAAAUAAACUUUGCUACAAAUGAA
Pieris napi is the source of this 5975-nucleotide messenger RNA. It is a transcript of the gene Tmem131, whose product is annotated as transmembrane protein 131 homolog. Bases 413 to 4648 code for a protein of 1411 amino acids. The transcript has 22 exons. The record is from RefSeq and is a predicted model, not a curated record. NCBI's taxonomy places the organism in Eukaryota, Metazoa, Arthropoda, Insecta, Lepidoptera, Pieridae. Gene Ontology annotation, cellular component: membrane.